CGAGAUCACAUAAAUUUAAAAAUGCUUAGAAGCGCAAUCACAAGGAGUCAGCUAAGCAGAGUAGCAAAAAGCUCUCAUAGAUCCCUCUCUAGUUCUGCCUUUAGAAAUGCAGAGACAGCCCCAAUGAUCAAACUCACCGUAGACGGUAAAGAAGUCGAAGUUCCACAGGGUACUGCCCUCAUUCAAGCUUGUGAACUCGCUGGCGCCACUAUUCCACGUUUCUGCUACCACGACCGCCUUGCAAUUGCUGGAAACUGCAGAAUGUGUCUCGUUGAAGUUGAACGUGCUCCAAAGCCAGUAGCAAGUUGCGCUAUGCCAGCUAUGCCAGGCUCUAACGUAUUCACCAACUCUGAGCGUACAAACAAGGCUAGAGAAGGUGUCAUGGAAUUCCUUUUAGCUAACCACCCACUCGAUUGUCCAAUUUGUGACCAAGGUGGUGAAUGUGAUUUACAAGAUCAAUCGAUGCGUUACGGUUCAGACCGUUCCAGAUUUUUUGAAGUUACAGGAAAGCGUGCAGUAGAAAACAAGGAUUUCGGUCCACUUGUUAAGACCUCCAUGAACCGCUGCAUUCAAUGUACAAGAUGUGUUAGAUUCGCCAACGAAGUUGCUGGUGUUGAGGAAUUAGGUACAACAGGACGUGGAAAUGACUUAGAAAUCGGUACAUACGUACAAAAGACCCUCGACAGUGAACUGUCAGGUAACAUUGUCGAUUUAUGUCCAGUUGGUGCACUCACUUCAAAGCCAUACGCUUUCACCGCCAGACCAUGGGAAUUGAAGACUACUGAGACUGUAGAUGCUUUAGACGCAGUCGGUUCUAACAUCAGAGUCGACUCAAGAGGACACGAAGUUAUGCGUGUACAACCACGUGUCAACGACGAUGUCAACGAGGAGUGGAUCAGUGACAGAACCCGUUACGCAUGCGACGGUUUGAAGUACCAAAGAUUAACAAACCCACUCAUUAGAGUCGGUGAUAGAUUCCAAGCUGCUUCAUGGCCGGAUGCCUUAGCUACCGUUGCCGACAGUCUUAAGAAGUCUGGUGCAAAGGGUGACGAGAUCCAAGCUAUUGCUGGUUCACUCGCUGACACUGAAUCACUCGUCGCUUUGAAGGAUCUUCUUAACAAGUUAGGCUCAGAAAACACCGCUCUCGAAACCAAGAGAGGUAACGCACCACCAGUUCACGGUGUUGACCACCGUUCAAACUACCUCUUCAACGUCACUAUUCCAGGUUCAGAAGAUGCAGAUGCAGUUCUCUUCAUUGGUACUAACCCACGUCACGAAGCUGCCGUCAUUAACUCACGUUUCCGUAAAUCAUACUUGCACAAUGGCACUGACUUUGGUGUCAUUGGUGAUAAAUUUGACGCCAUCUACGACUACGAACAUAUCGGUGUUGACGCAAAGACCGUUGGCGACUUCCUUUCUGGUGGUGUCAAGUCACCAUUCGCUGAGAAGUUCAAGAACGCAAAGAAACCAUUGAUCGUCGUUGGUUCAGCCGUCGCUGAACACCAAGAUGCUGAAUCUGUCUACGCUGCUAUUGCCAAGCACGUUGAAACCAACAAGGAAAGAUUCUUGACUGAGGAAUGGAACGGUUUCUCUACUUUGCAAAGAGCUGCUUCACGUACCGCUGCUUAUGACGUUGGUUUCGUUCCAUCACAUCAAGCACAAUCAACAAAAGCCAAGUUUAUCUACUUGCUCAAUGCAGAUGACUUUGACCCAGAUGUAAUCCCACGUGAUGCUUUCGUCGUCUACCAAGGACACCAUGGUGAUGUUGGUGCACAAUACGCUGAUGUCGUCUUACCAGGUGUUGCAUACACUGAAAAGGGCACAACCUGGAUCAACACUGAAGGUAGAGCACAAUUGGGUAGAGCAGCUAUCUCAGCACCAGGUGCAUCGAGAGAAGACUGGAAGGUCAUUAAGGCAUUGUCAGAACUCAUCGGCAAGCCACUUCCAUAUGAGGAUAUUGUCGCUAUUAGAGACAGACUCUGGGAAAUUUCACCUGCAUUAACAAGAUAUGAUGAGUUGGAAGCACCAUCAAGUGUAUCAGUAGGAUUAGGAUUGGCGGAGUUGGUCAAGAACGGUCAAGCUACCACUUCAACUACACCAUUCCAAAAGCCAUUUGAGAACUUCUACCAAACUGAUCCAGUUUCAAGGGCGUCUGUCACCAUGGCAAACUGUGUUAAGUCAUUUGUUAAAGGCCAAAAUAGCGAGGAGACAUCAAUCCCAGUUGGCAAGGAUGAACAACAAAAGCAAUCAAAACAUGCUUAAAUUCUAGAAGAAAAAAAAUAAAACAAGAUGGCAUUCAAGAGACACAACUAAUCCACUCACACUUUCUCUUUACUUUUUAUUAGAUGAAUUUGACUUGGAUAAAUUCCUAUAUCCUAAUUGUAAAUUUAACGCAAUCUCAUUACUAUUUAAAA
Wallemia mellicola CBS 633.66 is the source of this 2414-nucleotide messenger RNA. RefSeq names its product NADH-quinone oxidoreductase. NCBI's taxonomy places the organism in Eukaryota, Fungi, Basidiomycota, Wallemiomycetes, Wallemiales, Wallemiaceae. The coding region runs from base 22 to 2262 and encodes 746 amino acids. The record is from RefSeq and is a predicted model, not a curated record. Gene Ontology annotation, cellular component: membrane. The transcript is spliced from 6 exons. Gene Ontology annotation, biological process: ATP synthesis coupled electron transport. Gene Ontology annotation, molecular function: NADH dehydrogenase (ubiquinone) activity; iron-sulfur cluster binding.